GGGAACUGAGGCCCAGAGAAGUGAAGUGACUACCCACGGUCACACAGCAGACAAGCGGCGGAGUCUACUCAUUCUAUCGCAUUCUCCCACGUGCCCUCUGCACACGGGAGCCCCUCCGUGGGGGUCGCCGGCCCCGGGACUCUGCUCUGCCAAGCCCACCAUGCCCGGGAUGCUGCUGCUGCUGCUGCUGACCACCGCCCUGCUCUCCAGCUGUGUCCAGCUCCUGGCCGGAGCCCACUCCUGGUGGUCUCUGGCGAUGAACCCCGUACAACGCCCCGAGCUGUUCAUCAUCGGUGCCCAGCCCGUGUGCAGCCAGCUCCCGGGGCUCUCCCCCGGCCAGAGGAAACUGUGCCAACUGUACCAGGAGCACAUGGCCUACAUCGGCGAGGGGGCCAAGAUGGGCAUCAAGGAAUGCCAGUAUCAGUUCCGGCAGCGGCGGUGGAACUGCAGCACUGUAGACAACGCCUCCGUCUUUGGGAGGGUCAUGCAGAUCGGCAGCCGCGAGACGGCAUUCACCUACGCCGUGAGCGCGGCCGGGGUGGUGAACGCCAUCAGCCGGGCCUGCCGAGAGGGUGAGCUGUCCACCUGUGGGUGCAGCCGGACGGCCCGCCCCAAGGACCUGCCCCGUGACUGGCUGUGGGGCGGCUGCGGGGACAACGUGGACUACGGCUACCGCUUCGCCAAGGAGUUCGUGGACGCCCGGGAGCGGGAGAAGAAUUUCGCCAAGGGGUCGGAGGAGCAGGGCCGGGUUCUCAUGAACCUGCAGAACAAUGAGGCCGGACGCAGGGCCGUGUACAAGAUGGCAGACGUGGCCUGCAAGUGCCACGGCGUCUCGGGCUCCUGCAGCCUGAAGACCUGCUGGUUGCAGCUGGCCGAGUUCCGCAAGGUCGGGGACCAGCUGAAGGAGAAAUACGACAGCGCGGCCGCCAUGCGCAUCUCCCGCCGGGGCCGGCUGGAGCUGGUCAACAGCCGCUUCAACCCGCCCACCCCCGAAGACCUGGUCUACGUGGAGCCCAGCCCCGAUUACUGCCGCCGCAACGAAACCACCGGCUCGCUGGGCACCCAGGGCCGGCUGUGCAACAAGACGUCCGACGGCAUGGACGGCUGCGAGCUCAUGUGCUGCGGCCGGGGAUACGACCAGUUCAAGAGCGUCCAGGUGGAACGCUGCCACUGCAAAUUCCACUGGUGCUGCUUCGUCAAGUGCAAAAAGUGCACAGAGAUCAUCGAUCAGUACGUCUGUAAAUAACCCUCCCUCUUCCCCCCCCCCCCCGCCACCCUGGGUGCCCCCUUUCCCGCCUCCU
This is a messenger RNA of Tachyglossus aculeatus (Australian echidna), 1301 nucleotides long. It is a transcript of the gene WNT5B, whose product is annotated as Wnt family member 5B. NCBI's taxonomy places the organism in Eukaryota, Metazoa, Chordata, Mammalia, Monotremata, Tachyglossidae. The record is from RefSeq and is a predicted model, not a curated record. Gene Ontology annotation, molecular function: frizzled binding; cytokine activity. The transcript is spliced from 5 exons. Gene Ontology annotation, biological process: canonical Wnt signaling pathway; multicellular organism development; cell fate commitment. Gene Ontology annotation, cellular component: extracellular region. Bases 161 to 1246 code for a protein of 361 amino acids.